This is a messenger RNA of Tachysurus fulvidraco (yellow catfish), 1930 nucleotides long. RefSeq lists its product as uncharacterized. The transcript is spliced from 4 exons. Gene Ontology annotation, biological process: signal transduction. NCBI's taxonomy places the organism in Eukaryota, Metazoa, Chordata, Actinopteri, Siluriformes, Bagridae. The record is from RefSeq and is a predicted model, not a curated record. Gene Ontology annotation, molecular function: protein binding. Bases 888 to 1307 code for a protein of 139 amino acids.
UUUAACAGUUUAAACAGGUAUAUGUUCAGCUGGAAUCAUACUGUAAGAUGGAUCUUUAUUAAGUGUUAGUUGGAAAAAAAAUAUUUCACAAUGCAAUGAUCUAAUAAAAGUGACAACCUGGCAUUAUUUACAUUUACAUAGCUGAGAAUGUCCUAGGAACUAAAUGGAUUAGUCCUGGUAUAAACACUACACAGGUGCAUAAGCAUUAUCAGAAGUAUAUAUAAUCAAUUGUACACUGGAUUGCUAUAAAAGAUUCUGAGAUCAUGGUUAUUAAGUUUAAAGAGGUGAGUUACAUGAGUGCAGAUGUGACAGGGAAGAAUACUAAAGCAAUGAAGGCUUGGAUUUUAGGAGAUUUAAGCUUUGGUUGUAUUUGAGGACAUACAGCUCUCUCUCUCUCUCUCUCUCUGUUCAUGUACCGUGUGAUAAUUCAGACGUAUUGUUGCUUUUGAGCUAAGGGGAAUUACCAAAAGAGCUGUGUGCAACAUCAUUUUCAAUAUCUUUUUUCUUGUACUACUUGUGUUGUUGUGCUUUUCCCUGCCCCCUUAUCAUCUAAUUAUAAGCAUUAGUCUAAUCAUCUAAUGAAGUCUUGGUACACCAUCCUGAACCUGAGAUACAGAUCAUUUUGUACAUCUGGGAUUGAGCUAUUUGUAAGGACUUUUAUUUCCAGCCUUUUGUUCAAAAAUGUACAAUGAAAAUGAGAGUCACAUGGCAUAGCAAUAGCCAUGACUGGCUGAACACAGCUUAAAUGUAACCUUAAUUUCUAACAGAGCAGAUUUGUAUUGGACAAUCUCCAUGGUGAAUCCAAGCCAGUGCAAAAUCAUCACUGACUGAUAUACAGCUACAAAACAGGAACUGGAAGCAAGGAACCACGUGGAUAAAAAGACAAAAUGCCAAGCAAAGCUCAAGAGGAUGCUGUGAUCAACAUGAAGUCUAUACAGGACAUCUCAAAACAGCUUGGCUUUGAGUGGCCAGUUCUUGCAUAUGAGCUGGGCUUCACAAGAACUGAAGUCAGGCAGUUUCACGCCACAUCGAAGGAGAAGAGGGAUCAGGCCAAGUGCAUGUUGGAGUCCUGGUACGAGAGGUGUUGGGAUAAGCCUAAUAAGACUAAAAUGCUGCAGGAUGGACUAGAGCGUGCUGGACGUAGAGACCUGGCUGAGAGACUGCGCUGUCUUCACUGGGGCCAUCAGAAACUCAGCCGGAGGGUUGAACUGCCUAAAGCCUUCCCCUUUCUCAUAACUGUUCACAAGACAAUAGAUAACAAGGAGGGUCUGAGGAGAAUUAAUGAGCUUAAUCGCAGUUACAACUAAUAUCAUUGCUGUUAAAGAAUAAUACACAAUUCAGCUCUUGGAUGUUCUGGAGAUUUUUUUUUUAAGGAUUGAAGGUUGUUAAUUAUAUUAUUGCAGUUUUAACUUUGCAUAGUUUUAGCUUUUGUAUUGUGUACUAAAUAUAUUUAAAACAGUAAUCUUGCAUGAAUUCCAGGAUUUUAAUAGAUUAUUUUAAACUCACUGGUAACUAAACAAGUAAAUACACAAACCAGGCCACGUGAUAAUAAUUAGGCUACAGCUAUUUGUACAGCUAUUUCCUAUCCAAUAACAUACGGUAAAAAGACCAACACGUUGGUCGACUAAAUUAUUAAUGCAAUAUCUAUUUCUUACUAUUGUUUCUAUUGAUUGAUUAAAAUGCCCGAAUAACGAUUGGUCGAGUCAACCAAACCCGAUGACACAGUGCUUACUGUGUGUAGCCAAUCAGCAUCGUGUGCUUCCAUGUUGGAUGUGUUGCCAUGACCCUGAAAUUCCCUCAUAGUAGGGGGAAUAAUACAAAUGCUCAUGGGUUGCUUUUAUUAUUAUUAUUAUUCCAUUGUGAAGAUUGGGCGUUUUGAAUAAACUACGACAUUUAUUUAUACCCGAAUCGUAUAUCAGGCUCACACAAA